Messenger RNA from Penicillium oxalicum, 720 nucleotides. RefSeq lists its product as uncharacterized. The transcript is spliced from 6 exons. The record is from RefSeq and is a predicted model, not a curated record. Gene Ontology annotation, molecular function: recombinase activator activity; double-stranded DNA binding. Gene Ontology annotation, cellular component: DNA recombinase auxiliary factor complex; condensed nuclear chromosome. Gene Ontology annotation, biological process: meiotic joint molecule formation; meiotic strand invasion involved in reciprocal meiotic recombination; homologous chromosome pairing at meiosis. Bases 1 to 720 code for a protein of 239 amino acids. NCBI's taxonomy places the organism in Eukaryota, Fungi, Ascomycota, Eurotiomycetes, Eurotiales, Aspergillaceae.
AUGGCACCUCGCAAGGAAAAAGAAAAAGAAGGCAAACCCGCCGAGCCAGAUGGUCAGUUGAUGGAGGGUUAUGUCUCGUUGAUACUCGACUACCUUCGGCAACAAAAUCGUCCUUACUCGGCUGAUCAUAGGCACUUCUCCUCAGCCCAAGCUGCCAAAGUGUUGAAAGAAUUACAUCAAAAGGGCGAGAUUGAGGGACGAACGGCCGGAAAACAAACCGUCUACCAUGCUUUACAAGAGUCAUCCGACGAUGCGAGUCCCGAGCUCCUCGCCGCACUAGGUCAGGAGAUCGCCACACUGCAGGACGAACUGUCCACCAUCAAGGCAGCUGAGCGAAAGGCCCGCACCACCUUGGCUGCCCUCGAAACCAGGCCACGUCUGUCCACUCUUCGAGAGGAGAUUGUCCAGUUGGCUGCGGAACGAGAUGAGCUCCGGGCACGUGUUGAACUAAAACGAUCUGGCGAGGUGGACGAUCAGCCUCAGAUCUCGCCCGAGGCACGUGCCCAACUGGAGCGGGACUGGACCCAGUGGCAGCGGCAUGUCAUAGUGCGUCGCCGCAUUUGCCGUGAGAUGUGGGAAUAUUGUUCGGAGGUUUUGCCAGAGGAUACUACUGCGGCAGAACUCUGGGUGAGUCUAUCUCCUCCCCAGUCUACUGCUCGAAUUGUCAAAUGCUUUCAUGCUACCUGUGCAUGGGAAUGCUCACAGGGCGUCUGGCAUUGA